CUAUCUUGCCAGAUAUAGCAUCCCUCACCUUAUGGUGCCAGGCUUAUGUAUACAAUCAUUCAGUUGCCCUUGCUAUCAGAUAACUUAUAGAUGGUUGACUAAAACUGUGGGUGGUAGCAGCACAAUCGAGUGAUUGAAAUGAUUUGUGCUUUGUAUUGAUGCGACUUCUUUGUUCUCAUCUAGAAUGCGGCCAAUCAUACUUCUGUCACAAUCAUCUGUUUAUCUUCGUACUUUCUUUAAAGGCCCUCCAGACUGCUGUUCUCCUUACAACUCACAACUUCUUCCUUGAUUACUCUAUCUUACAUAUUCCCGCUACAACACCAUUGUUCUUUCUUACCAGUUGCAACCUCUUCUUUAGCUGCUCUAUCUACAUAUAUUCCCUUUAUGUCAUCCUUCAAGCAGCAGCAUCAACAACAAAAGCACCACUCUUUCCAUCCUCCUCCAUUAUUUUGGAGGAACUCCCUAAGCUGUGGUUAACCAAGAGCGCGUUAAGAGAAGCCAACCGACGAAAUAGAUCCUUAUCCUUAUACCAAGGCUCCGCUUCUAUCCCUCAUACCUUUGCUCCUUUUUUUUUGCGCAACUGUUCUACUGCUCGCGUAAACAAGUCAAAAGAUUUUCCCGCUGUAGAGGACCGGAUCUAUCAGAUAGUAGAGAUGUGAGUUUGUCUGCCUAUUCUUCUCCCGAUAACGAUCUGUGAAGCAGUGCAGUUAUAUACUCAUCAGCCUUGCUUAUAGUAUCCCGAACCAGCCCACUUUGAUCAGUACUCUAUGGCUCCUGAUGAUUCCAUCCCGACGCGCACACGCAUCAAGGGAAGCACGGCGUACGACCGCCACUUCGAGGGACAUCUCAACGACCAUGGUAUCUUCAUGCCAUCUGGUACA
Molecule: messenger RNA, 881 nt
Organism: Aspergillus japonicus CBS 114.51
Lineage: Eukaryota; Fungi; Ascomycota; Eurotiomycetes; Eurotiales; Aspergillaceae
Exons: 1
Coding region: 159-659 (166 amino acids)
Source: RefSeq, a predicted model, not a curated record